AAAACACAAUAAACUAUCAGCCGAAAGAGCUCAAAGUAUCUCCUGCAGAAAACGUGCCCCGUGAUCGUCAUUAUUAUGCAUCCGUAAUUGAAUAUAUUCACAACUACUUGCUUUUUUUCUGUCCAGUGGUCGGGCCCCUUUAAGUGUCAUAAGAAAGAAUUUUGAGAGGUCAAAGGUCGUCGAUGUUUGCUGAAACCCUAACAACUGGCCCCAAGUUAACUGUGUCACGAGCCAAACAUGUCGGGAACAACGUUCUUUUUUGAUCUUAUAACGUUUAAUGUAUACUUUAUCUGACAAAUAGCAGUGUGUUAAAGAGUAAAAUGUUUCUCUCCGAGAUUUAGUACAAGUAGUAUAAAGUGGGAAUACCCAAAACCUCCCAAUUAAUGGUACAGCACAGGUAUACUUUAGUUACUUUGCCCCACUGGAAAGAAACUGUUGGAUAUAUUUGUAAAAAAAACAAACGUGUUAUUUGUCUCUUUAGUCCAUUCCUCUGGUGGGAUGCACCUGCAGGUUCUUGUUUCUAAAAAUGUGAUUUCUCCAAGCACUUUUAUGUUUAAACUGUGUGGAGGUGCUUCACAUGCACUCAGUCUGCGGUUACAUCCCCCCCCCCCCUCCCCUGGGACCUUGAGAGAAAUAAAGAGAUAACAUCAGUGGAAAACAGGAAUCACAUUGUGAGCACGACUAAAUCCAAUAAGAUGCAGGAACUGUAAAUGCUCCAACAUCCUGCUGGAAUCUGCUCUACUUUGAUGUUUUUGUUUUCAAGGCAUACAAGGAAAUUAUGCAUAUUUUAUAUCACAAUUAUGACAGAAAAAGGCCUUCAAAGAAUGUUUUAAAAAGGUAGUUUGCCAAUUUGAAAUAAGUCCUUAAUGUUUUUCUUUUGCCAAAAGUACAUGUGAAGAUCUAUACCACUGAUGCUACACCUAGCCGCUAGUUAGCUUAGCAUAAGGUCUGGUCAUACGGGGGAACAGCUGGCCUGGCUCUUCGAUCAACCUUCUCAUUGACUCGGCAAGAAAGGAUUAAAGGAAAUCUGUUGAAAAUGUUGAAUUGCUCCUUUAAUCUUAACCACAUUAAGCCCUGACUGUUGCAUCGGGCUGAGAAACGGGGCGAUAUCUUCUCUCAAUAAGUCGUCUGCAGUCCAGCUGGAUUACCCGCACGCAGCACGCCUCGGCAGCGAGACAAACACGCUGACGGAUUAUUUUCCGUUGUCUUGUUGCCGUGGUAACAUGCUGAGUUUCAAUGGAACACGAGCCCUUGCCCAGCAAGUUUAACCUUUUCACUCAAUCACUUCCCACGCCCGCCGCUCCGUUAUCGACUGGUCCGAUCCGCCGCCGCUGCUCCUCCUUCAUCCGCGAUCUGCUGAAAACUCUCCGGAGGCCACGGACGUGAAAUAGAACAUGUGACGGCAGGUUCAUUGGCUCAAGCUGCUGCAGUGGCCGUGCAUCUUCUGCUGGGUUGGAGCGAAGGGAGCGGGCCGCAGUCCAACAACCACUGAAACACAACCCUCGAGAGACGACGGCAAAGAUGACGAACCAGCUUCAGGAGCUCGUAAAGGAGAAGAAGAAUGUGGUGGAGGGUGUGAUGGAGGUGUUUGAGCAAGGGGCCGAAGUGGUGGCCAGCAUCGCCGGCGACCUUUUCCCCAUUUUCGCCAUCGCCGCCCCAAUCGUCAAACUGGCUCUGGACAACGUGGAGAGCAAAGAGGCGGCGUUCAUGAAGGAUCAGUUUCAGAAGGUGCGAGAUCGCCUGGAGGUGAUCUCCGAAGACCUCCAGCGUAUCAACGAGGAGAUUAAGAAGAGCGGGUUGGACGCUGUGUAUUUCCCGGUGGAGGAGAACAUCACCAACCAGUUCAGGAAGUACAUGGACAUCCUCAACGCCAAACCCAAGUUCCGGGAGGUCAAGAAGAAGCUUUUCCUGGAACAUUUCGCCAAGACGGGCGGCGACAAAAACCUCCACACGCUCUACAACUCCGUGACGGGGGACACCUUCAACGGGGAGUCUGUGCUCGAGAUCACGCUGAACUACGAGGAGAAGAGCCGCCGGCCGGUGGAGGACUUCUGCGCCCGGCUGAAGAAGCUGUUCUGCAUCGGGCUCAUCGCUCUCCUGGGCCACGCCGCCCUGAAGGGGUACGACGAGGAGGACGCGCUGCUGGCCGACUGGGCCGAGAGGAUGAAGACGGUCCAGCUCAAAAUGAACGCCGUCAUCGAGGACUGCGUCGUCAGCUUCCCCAAACAGGCGGAGGUCGACUCCCGGCGGCUGGUGAGAGACGAGCCGGGCCUGACCAACCAGCAGCUGGCCGACGCCGUCGUGGCGAAGCUGAAGAAGAAGUACGACUGGGUGGGCUGGUCCGUGCGCGUCUUCAGGUCCCCCUCGGGCCUGUUCGCCAGCAAGAAGGAUUACAGCAACCCCAUGGGGAAGAGCCGCUUCCAGCUCACGUCGUCGUCGGACGAGAGGCUCAACGUCUGCGUGUCCUACAGCGCGUCGCCCGAGCCGGUGGACGCCAGUCACAUCCAGCAGCUGAUCCAGAGCCAGAAGAAGCCGACGGCGGUGGGCGCGGCCGAGUUCCUGUACGAGAAGCUGCCCGGCGGCUGCGUGGUCCACUCGGUCAAAACCAGCAAGGACCUGGCGUGCUCCUGGAGCUUCUCGGACGAGCUCCACUACUGGCAGGAGCACAAGAGCUUCUACGUCUGCGUUCACUCGGACUGAGGUUUGAGACGCUGAGGAAGAGGUCGGUCUUCCUGGGGGUUUUUUUAGGUUUACUUUGCGUUUGCACGAUGAGUACGCGCCUUUAAAUACAACACAACAGUUCGUUGCAUCAUGUCACGUGCAUUUUAUUUCUACGAUGUAAUGUUACACACUGUGUCUUAUUGGGUUCUAUAAUCAGUGCAACAUACCACACCCUUGAUUUAGAGUAGAAUAGAGCAUAUAAAUGAUGGGGGAAGAAACCCUGAGACAUUUUUCCCCUCCUUGUCUCCUUGUCACAAGAGUUGCUUCAAUCGUGUGACGUUAUAAUCUUAAUAAAGUUCACGGCCGCUGAAGAAUUGUUGUUUUUGUUCUACGACUGCUAGUUUCAGCAGGACGUGUUUUUUUUUCCAUUUUUAAUUCCGUGAAGUCCGGCUGUCUUUGGGAGAUAACGUGUGCGCGGUGAUAAGCGGCGACCUUCGCCUCGUUGACACACCGUCAAAAAAAAAAAAGAAAUGUCUCUGGAUAUUUUCCAGAGACAUUUUUCCAUUUGAUUUCACGUCUCGUCAUCUGAGGAGAACGGCAAAGCUCGCUUAGCUGCUUAUCUACACAACACGAGCGGCUCAAGGCUGAAGGAUUCACUUAAUUGAAUUCUGGAAAAGGGUAAAUGACAGGACGGGUUCUGUUCUGGUUCUGUUGAGGUUUUGGUAAAAAAAAGUGUACAACAUUAACACUACUUUGUAAGAAAUAAGUCAAAAACAAAUAUGUAUGUUUACACUGAAAAAAGACACCACUAAGCUGUUAUUGUUUUAGAUCAUUUUAUUUCAUGUAUAUUUUAAACAGCUGUAAUCAGUUCUUUGUAUGUUGUUUUUAUGUAAUCACCUAAAACAUUUGACUAUUUUACUGAAACAUUCCCUUUAUAUACACUGCAGUUAUCAAUACGGAAAUAUUGAUAAGAUGCUAUUUUUGCACUGUUUAUUAAUAUCUAUUUUCAUAUGUUACAUUUGGAUUAUCUCUCUGAUACAAAAUCCAAAACAAUGAACAAAAUAAAUCUUCCCAAUAAACAAGUCAUUGUUUAUUUUUGUGACUGACUCAUAGUUCGUGUGGUUGUUCUGACACACAAACCUUCGACUGUCUGUGGACGGGUGAAAAUAUGAGUCUGAUUUUGUCUUCUUUUUUUGGGGGGGGGAGUUUUGAGGUGUUAAUAAUACCUGCUUAAAAUAAAACCAUUUAUGAAGCUGCCUAGGCAUUGAUGGUUAUAAUAAUAAUAAUGACAGUGCUAAUCAUGAAUCUAUUAUGCAAACAAAUGUGGUGUGUGGCUCUUCUCCGGAUCCCAAUAUUUCAGCUAAUGCAAUACACUAAAAAAAGCUUUUCCUGUAAUACGUUGAUUCUUCAAAGCUAAAUGUACCACCACUAAUCCCAAUCCACUGAGGAGUCAUAAAGCGAACGAUGAAACAGCCCGAAUGCUCCGUGGAGAAAUCGUACAUCUUAAA
Pungitius pungitius (ninespine stickleback) is the source of this 4169-nucleotide messenger RNA. Its product is annotated as protein rapunzel. Bases 1522 to 2700 code for a protein of 392 amino acids. Lineage: Eukaryota; Metazoa; Chordata; Actinopteri; Perciformes; Gasterosteidae. The transcript has 3 exons. The record is from RefSeq and is a predicted model, not a curated record.